Leptosia nina is the source of this 3303-nucleotide messenger RNA. The record is from the annotation of a GenBank genome assembly. NCBI's taxonomy places the organism in Eukaryota, Metazoa, Arthropoda, Insecta, Lepidoptera, Pieridae.
AUGAAAGUUUCCAAGACAUCAAGAGCGUCGAAGCCAGUACAGCCAGUGAUGCCGACAACCGAAGAGAGGUCACAGACAGCGACGACUGAAACAAUCCCACCAUUGGUAUCGUCUACACCUGCUUUUACCCCACCGACGGCAAUUAUCCCACCAUCAGCUGCAACUCUACAAUCAACUCCAUCUACAAUCCCUAUAGCUGCUAUCCAACCGAUGCCGAAGUCGUCGGAAUCAUUCAAGCCGUCAGAAGAAGCGAACACGCCGUCCUAUCCCGAAAAACCAACUUUUGUUCAACCUAAAGCAGUUUCGCAAUCGCCCAAAAUAUCACCCUCAUCUAUUCCAAACCCAAGCCCAAGUGUUACCACAACGAAGCCAGUUCAAUUGGGUUAUACUAAUUAUGGUUGUUACAUGUACUCCGUUCCAGUAUAUUCCGCUUUUCAACCUGUCUCCUACCCAGCCAUGGUACAGCCUAACCAAGCUUCAACAAAGAGUAAUCAACCAAACUCUGCUGAAAUCGUUUAUCCCAUUGUUCAAAGCAAAGAUGGAACAUCUAUCACUAGUGAUGGAGUAACCAACGAAAAGCCAAUCCAACCACAUCACGAAGAAGAAAAAUCUCAAACUGAUUUUGAAGAACAAUUUAUGCCAAAAGUUAUACCCGCUGUUACUGAAACAAGUAACUCUGAAAGUCAUGAAAAUAGAUUAGAAACUAUAAACUCUCCUGCUCCUAUUAUAACAACAGCGUUAAAUAAAGACGCUAACAAAAAAGUAACUCCUGAACGAUAUAGUUUAAAGACAAGCAUACCGAUUAGCAAGAUAGACAUGAAGUGUGUAAGUAGCCCCUCAGAAAGUUUACAAUCUACCCUGCCGAAAAAAACAGCUUUCAAUCCAGCUUUUCAUGCACCAAAGCCGGAUAUGAAAAUGGAAAUCCAAAGCAAUGUUUUGUUGAAUGAUAAAAAUCUGGAACCUAGCGUUCCGGUAUCUACAAAUAGUAUAGGUACUCUAAUAACAGCUGCUGAAGUCAUAAAUCAAGCUGAGACUCAGUUUCGAAAGCCGGAAUCAAAACAAGAUUGCGCCGAGCAAAAUAAGGAUCAAAGCUGUAUUCAAUCUGUUAAUAGUCUACCGCCACGAACGAUAUUCAAUCCUAUAAACUUAGAAGCUAUGAAACCAAACUUCUCUCAACCGCAAGACAGGGCCCAUAACGAAAAAAAGAAUCAAAUAUUGUUAAUUCAAAAUAAAAAUUCAACAAGUCAAAAAAUGUUACUCGCAAUACAGCAACAGAAUCCACAAGCUUUGCAUCAACGAACAAGUAUCGAGCAAAAAAACUCGCAAGCUCCUUCACGACCAUCGAGCCAGACAAAGAAAUGUAAAGAAGAAGUCGUGAAUGAAAAUAGUACGUCAUCAAAAGUCGUGUCUUUAAAAAGGAUGCACCAAGAAGACUGCGAUGAAAAUGAUUUUGAAAAUCUCAUUACAGAAAAUCAAAUAUAUGGCAAUAAGAUAGUCGUGAAGGAGAAGUCUCAAGGGACAUUACAGGAGCAAGAUAUUAAAAAUAAACAAAAAAUUGAGAAAUCUAGUCAACCACAAACUAAUAACGUCGUAUUCCAACCUAAUAUUGUAUAUCUAAGCAAUGUUCAGUUUCCAGCAAAUGUGAUGAUGAUAAAAAAUAAUAUUAAGAUAAAUAAUGAAUCUACUAAAAACAAUACAUCGCUUACUGAUUCUAAUCAUACUGCAGAAACACCUGCCAACACUGAUAUUAAAGUAAAACAUUCGGCUUCGAGAAAUAUACAGGACUCUAAGGAAAUUCAUGUUAUGAAAUCGAUUAAUAGUGUCGUUCAAAAAUUAGGUACCAAAACCAGUAAAGCAGAUUUGGUUUUUCAAACGCCUAAUCCCAAAGUUAUGAUGAAUCCUCAAAUACUCUGCCAAGUCCCAAUGAUAAUAGAUCGAGAUAAACUUAACCAACAUGUGCUAAGCCACGAUGGGACUAAAUGUAUAGACAGUCCCAUUGACGAUUCAAAGAAAACGGAUACCUCUAAACCCAAUGAUAAUGUAUUUAUAGCUUGCCAGGUAGAUUCCAAAUUACAACCAAAAAUUUUAAUAACGAACAUAAGGUCAAAGUCGAAGGUUAUCGAAGAAGUGAGUUCUCUUGAUCUAUACGAGAAAAGAAAGAGACUUCGUAGGCUUAAACACUUAACACAUCGUGAUGGUAAAGAAUCUAAGAAGAUGACCGGUCCGCCAGAAGAUACUACGAACAAUAUUAUAACUCCAGACAAAAUUGUAGUAGAAAUUUGUUAUGAAUUCAUUGCACAGAAAUCAGACAACGAAGAAAUUGAAAGUGAAAGUGAUUAUGAGGAUGAUGAUAUAUAUUUUUACAGUAAAAUUAUGGAAGAUUACGGGCAUACCUCUGAAAGUCACCAGGAGAAAGAAAAGUUUUUAGCAUGCUUACGUUUAGCCACGUUCAAAGAUUACGAGGAACGAGAAAUGGAUCGUAAAGAGAGAAUACUACAAAAGGAUGCUGUGGCCUCAGCAUAUAUUACUGCCGGUCGAUUGGACUGUCUUACACCAAAUGAUUCUUCGUUUUAUAAAAUUAACUCAAGUGAAAAUGAGGACAAUAAUAUUCCUAGGUUCUUAGAAGAAAACGGAGCCAUACAGCAGCAAAAACAGGCAUUUUUAGCUCGCCUUAGGCUAACGACGGUUUCGAAAAGGGAUAGAGACGGCUAUGAAAAAAUAUGGAGAGAAAUCAUUAAAGAAAGAAGACGGCGCGAAAGACCACCAGAAUCAUUUCAGACAAAACAACGUAAACUUGAAAUCGCUAAUCUAAAUCUAGAUACCAGCGGCCAAUUGAAGCUUCUAACGGAAAUUAAAAAUCAAGUAAACGAAAACAAUAAUUUGAUAAAAAAGAAAAUUGAUUCAUACACCAACGCAGGUGAAAGCAUCAAAGUUUUAGCCGAAAAGAAUUUUUCCGAAUUAAACAGACUUUCAAAAAUAGCAGACAUAAGUGUUAAACACUAUAGUGGGCAAGACGCAAGGAAACGAGAUUUGAAUCCAGGUUUCGACAGUGAAAACAUUCAAGCUGCAAGACCAAAGCUUUACACGCAUAUAAACGUACCGAACAUUUAUAAAAACCGAAUCUCAGAUGUUGAUGCAUCUAAGGAUGAAUCGAAGUGCAAUAUAGAGGAAUUUAAAGACGGUGAAAAAUUUCGGGACGCAAGCUGUCAAGCUUCAACCUCACACUGGCUAGGGUUGGAAUCCUUUAUUAAAAGCUAUAAGGAGUACGAAGCAGGUCGGUUAAAUAUGAAAAAAAUAUUAUAA